UCGUUAUAAAAGUCUAUGGUUAGAGACAACAAUUUGCAGAGACAGCCAUGGCCGCAUCAUCUAAUGAUUUUAGUAUCUCAAACACUACAGUCGCGAAUCAAUUUACAGAAGAAGAUUCAUACCCUCAAGACUUGAGAGAAUCCAUCAUUUCCCUGCCCAAACAAAAAGGUUGGCUCACUCCUAAUAUCUACAACUACAAAGGUGUUUGGCUUGGUUCCUUUCAUUUGCACGGUGCUCUUAGAUCCCAACAACAUUUCCAGGCUCAAGAUUCUGAUAUUAUGCUUUGUACCCUCAAAAAAUCAGGCACAACCUGGCUCAAAGCCCUGUUAUUUGCCCUGAUCACUCGAAAACAGUUCCUUGUAUCACAAGAAAUCCACCCAUUACUCACAACAAAUCCUCAUACACUAAUUCCAGGCAUGGAAUAUGAGUAUGCAUCAGAAGAAACCCCCGAUUUCGCUAUGAGUAAUGGGCGGAGGCUAUUGUCUACCCAUUUACCACAAAGCUUGUUGCCUAAAUCGGUGUGGGAAUCGAAAUGCAAGGUGGUUUAUCUGUGCAGGAACCAAAAGGACACGAUUGUGUCGUUUUGGCACUUCAUGAAUAAGUUGAGGGGUGACGUUCAAGGCCUGGGAGAUAUACCGUUCCCCGAGGCAUUCGAUAGGUAUUGCAGGGGAGAAAGUCUGUAUGGGCCUUUCUGGGAUCAUUUGUUGGGGUACUGGAAAGAGAGCUUGGAGAAUCCUAGGAAGGUGUUGUUCUUGAAGUACGAGGAGAUUAAGGAUAGGCCUCAUGUUCAUUUGAAGCGGAUAGCGGCGUUCUUGGAUUGUCCAUUUUCUGAGGAAGAAGAGUGUGGUGUAGUGGAUGGAAUCUUGAGGCUUUGUAGCUUUGAAAGGUUGAGCAAUUUGGAGGUUAAUAAGACUGGAAAGACCGUUUUUAUGCAAGCUGGGAAUAAUUUGUUUUUCAGGAAAGGUAAGGUGGGAGAUUGGAGGAACUAUCUAACGGAUGAAAUGGCCAGCAGGCUUGAUCAAAUUGUUGAUGAAAAAUUCAAAGGGACAGGUCUCAAGUUGUGAUGAUCAGAUCACAAUUAAUAAGUCUCUCUUCUAAGAACAUAUAUUAUUGUGCUCCAUCUAGCUAGUUUAAUUUUCUUCUUGCUGCAAAUGCGAAUCUGAUGAUCAAGUACAUGGAUAGGAUCAGAGAACAUGUUGUGAGUGUGGUUUAAUUUGAUAAUGGUUCAAUUCUGUACGAUGCCCUAGUGGGAUUCAUGUUUAGUUUUAUGUUUAAUGUUUAAUAUUUUGUUGUUUAAUUUGUUGGAAA
This is a messenger RNA of Ipomoea triloba (trilobed morning glory), 1308 nucleotides long. RefSeq names its product cytosolic sulfotransferase 12-like. Gene Ontology annotation, molecular function: sulfotransferase activity. Gene Ontology annotation, cellular component: cytoplasm. The transcript has a single exon. The record is from RefSeq and is a predicted model, not a curated record. Gene Ontology annotation, biological process: sulfation. NCBI's taxonomy places the organism in Eukaryota, Viridiplantae, Streptophyta, Magnoliopsida, Solanales, Convolvulaceae. Bases 48 to 1064 code for a protein of 338 amino acids.